This is a messenger RNA of Trichobilharzia regenti, 1914 nucleotides long. NCBI's taxonomy places the organism in Eukaryota, Metazoa, Platyhelminthes, Trematoda, Strigeidida, Schistosomatidae. The record is from the annotation of a GenBank genome assembly.
AUUGAUCUUAGCAAGGCGUUCGACAAAGUAUCCCACUUAGGUCUCCUUAGUAAACUGAAAGGUUUCGGACUAGACCAAUGCCUAUGUGAGUGGUUUAGAGAUUACUUAAUGGAUAGAAGGCAGAAGGUUAGAGUUAAUGGUGUACUAUCAGGAUGGAAAGCAGUAUCCAGUGGAGUGCCCCAGGGAACUGUAUUAGGUCCAUUGCUAUUCCUAUUAUACGUUAACGAAUUACCAGGGAUUCUUUCUUCAUCUUCAUUAUUAUUUGCAGAUGACAUUAAGGUAUGGAAAACUGUAAACAAUAACGAGGAUAGGUUGGCCCUACAAACUGAUUUAGAUAAAUUAGCUGAGUGGUCAAGCCUAUGGAGUUUGGAAAUGAAUGCUAGGAAAAGCGCGGUAAUGCACUUAGGUCAGAAGUCUUAUACGUCGUACUCCCUAGGGGAUGCAGAACUACCUGAUGUUAACGAACAGAAGGACCUAGGAAUCAUUGUCAGCAACGAUUUGAAAACAACUGCAAAUUGCAAUGCAGCCGCAGCUAAAGCUUUUCGAAUGCUAUGGGCAAUUCGAAGGGCUUUCAAACGAUUAGACGAGGGCAUGUUCCAAAUACUCUACGCAACAUAUGUCAGGCCUCAUCUAGAAUACUGCAUACAAGCGACGAGUCCAUGCUUCAAAAAGGAGGCACAUAUUCUGGAAAGAGUACAGAGAGUAGGAACAAAAUUAGUUAGUGGUAUCUCACACCUUCCUUAUGAUAAGAGGAUGGAGCAUUUAAAUCUCUUCCCGUUAUCAUACCGAAGGAAGAGAGGCGACUUAAUUUUAGCAUACCGUAUACUUAAGGGUGAUUUAGGAACUGACCUUUCUAACCUUUUCUCCCCUUCUAGGAUACAUUUACGGGGUCACCGCAAAAAGGUGCUCAAACCAAGGACGAUUAAAAUACGUGCAGAAUUUAGAUUCUCUCACAGAGUGGUCAACGAUUGGAACUCCUUACCUGAUUCAGUAGUAUCAGCUCCAUCGGUGAACGCUUUCAAAGAGAAGUUAGAUCUCUGCAGAGAUAUACUUUGCAAGGAUUAACACAGGCCACAAGAGCCUUCUAUCCUUAUCAUCUGAAUCAGAAUGUAAUUGCUACGCAUUAGUAGGUGCGUGUAGUUUGACUUAAGACCGGUUGGUCCGAAUUUCAUCAUUGGUGUUAUGUGUUACCAAAUGGCCACCCGGUUGAGAUUUAACUGUGCUAGUCACUUCGGUAGACCUUACCACUGACUUUUCACAACUAAUCAGAAUUAAGAGGCAAUAAGUCACAAAACGGUUAAGAACGUGACUAUAGAUCAUGGGCGUUUUAUAUUUUGGUUAGAUAUCAGUCUUCAUUCCCAAUUAACGAAUAGUCAGCAUUCACCAUAUCUUGCAAGAUAUGUAACAUUAGCCAACUCCCAUUUUGUUUUUAACCCUUAUCCCGCCGAUGUUGUAGUUUACCAGAUCAGAUGGUUAACGGGACUGAUCAUUCAAGAAUUCACAAGACACCAUUUCGCAUCAGCCGUAAGCAGGUGCGAAUAAGUCAGCUUGGUUUACAACGAGGAUAUUGGAAGCAUCAUAUAACACGUAUCUCUUCCCUCAGUGAAACAGCAUAAUAAAUAUACAAUAAAUAAUACUGUUUCACUGCGUGAUAUAUCUAAUAAACAAACUAAUAUGGAGUUGCAUUUGUGGCAUAGCGGUUAGGACGCUCGCCGACCAUGCACAUGGUCCGCGGUUCGAUCCCCGGCCACGGACGCACUCAUUUACCUCGCUGAUCCAGAAAUAAUGCUGGUAAAGAGGAAAGGUUGGGCAUGAGGCUAGCAACCCCAUCCUGUAAAAUAAACACUGCUACAGAAACUUCAAGCCACUAGCUUGAAGUCCUAUGUUCCACUGGGGGACGUGAAGGAAAAAAAA